Messenger RNA from Colletotrichum acutatum, 1191 nucleotides. RefSeq lists its product as uncharacterized. The record is from RefSeq and is a predicted model, not a curated record. The coding region runs from base 244 to 1017 and encodes 257 amino acids. Lineage: Eukaryota; Fungi; Ascomycota; Sordariomycetes; Glomerellales; Glomerellaceae. The transcript is spliced from 2 exons.
UCGAUCCUCCCGGACUCACCUCACUCUAUUAUCUGUUACUGCCGAAUACCUCAUCCUACGACUUGUCUAGGACUUCGAAUAGUAGACACCACCCCCCCGUUGCUGUCACGAACGUGUUUUAUCGAUCGACAACAGAGCGAACUCGCUUACACGCCCUGGUGCACUUACAACUUGAACCACAAAAACACCAACUACACCACUUACCACGAUAGAGCAACGCUGCUCACAUCACAACCAUCCUCUAUGGCGGCGCAUCUACCUACAAUCAACUUCAACCCUUUAGCUCCCGUCACACCUCCGCCCGAGCAUCUCUCCUUCCGGAAACCUGCACUUCCCCUGUCUGCUCAACUGAAACGCAAGGCCGCCGAGGCCAACAUCACCAAUGAUCAUGUCACAAUGAAGAAGGAGCAAUCACCAUUCAACAACCCGUCCAUGGCCCCUCCAAAGCCGACGUCGAUUCCUAGUGCGAAUGCAGACCCGAACCAGCCGCCCAUGGAUCCCCGAUAUGUCGCUAUGGUUUCACGCAUCGCCGCCUAUUACCAGCAACGCUGCCAGGCUAUCUCCAACGCGCAGCAGCAAAGAUGCCAGGCUUGGGCCAACAUGCACAGGCAAAAGUGUCAAGAGAUGAUGCAGGCAGCCAUGUUGGUGGUCGCGUGGUACAUCCGCGACCGGAUUCAGCGGAGACGCCGGAGGCAAAAGAAGCAAUUCCGCACCGGCUUGAGGGCGCAGAGCACCCGGUCCCGCGUCACGAAGGGCGAAGGAGUACGGCGCUGGGUCAUGAAUGUGCCCGAGGGCAUGUCAUCACCGCACAUUCCGGGGCUCGAUGACCUCGCUGACCAAGAGGAAGCCCACUUCUCCAUGGACAAGGAGGUCCCACCCGACAAAGACGCCAAGCUAUUUGAAAUGGCCGACAACAUGAUUAGGAGUCAGUACCGCAAGGAUGGAUCCGAACUCGUUCACCGCGGUACGGGCACUGGCACCGGAAGUCGGGGCAAGGACUCUGGCUUGUCAUCUUGAAGUUGGUGUUUGGGGACCUUUGGUUUGCUUCUUUCUCGGCUUUUUGCUUUUUUAAUGUGUGGCGUUCAACGGCGGGCAUGGAUGGACAACGAUGUGACGAUUGGAUUAGUUACCCUGGGCGAUCUACAUACCUUGCUAUUUUGGCCACUCUGCACGUAGUAUCUUUAUAUCCUG